Messenger RNA from Racocetra persica, 151 nucleotides. The record is from the annotation of a GenBank genome assembly. Lineage: Eukaryota; Fungi; Glomeromycota; Glomeromycetes; Diversisporales; Gigasporaceae.
AUAAAAUUAACUUUUUACUUCCAGUAUUGAACAUUAACAGUUUCAGCAAUAAGUAUACUAUAACUAAAGAAACUAUACCAACAAAUUUAAUACCACUAACCACGAAAGAAGUAGAAUGGUAUAAUACUGAUACUGAUAAAAGAGCCACCGA